GCAAUCGUAAAAUCGGUGCAGACAGAACGGUUUCCUUAUUUUCUGUCGAAGCAUCCACCAACACAAACAUAAGACCCGCGACCUUCCAGGUUGCUACUUGCCGUCAAUUACCCAAAUAUCAAAUUGAAAUCCGUCGAAAUAAAGUGAAAGAAAAAUGCAGAUCCAGGUAAAGUGUAGCUGUGGAGCUGAGAAGUGCCCUGAAUGGGCAAUAAUCGAAUUGCAAGGCGUGGUUGAAGUGCAGCCUUCCUUCCGAGAUUCUCUCCAAAACCUCCAAAUCGGACUGCUUUGCCGCCCUUCCUUCCAGGAGAAUUACACUUUCACGGUUGGCUAUCAUGAAUUAACAGGGUCAAAAGUGGCCCUGAAGAAGCCCAUGUUGGUUCUCAAGAAAAUCAAGCGCAUGAACGUGGACCAAAGUGAUGAGGCUACUUCUUCAUCAAAGGUGGAGCUCGAUGUUGUUGGAGUUAUUCGGCAGAAGAUUUUGUUCAAGACCAGGCCUAAGGCCCUUAUUUCUGGACCACAGCCCGCUGUUAAGGAAAAAGCUAAUGCUGCAGGUGCUGCUGCACAAAAGCAAUCAGUUUGAAAUCCAUAGAUGGCACUUUGGACAAUUAGAGCAGUUUAGAGUUGCAAGAAGUGAAUCUGGUAGUUGGGUUAUUCAGAUGUUUCCAACUUGCUAAAA
Molecule: messenger RNA, 676 nt
Organism: Durio zibethinus
Lineage: Eukaryota; Viridiplantae; Streptophyta; Magnoliopsida; Malvales; Malvaceae
Biological process (GO): mitotic sister chromatid cohesion
Cellular component (GO): Ctf18 RFC-like complex
Source: RefSeq, a predicted model, not a curated record